Messenger RNA from Aspergillus aculeatus ATCC 16872, 1251 nucleotides. RefSeq lists its product as uncharacterized. Lineage: Eukaryota; Fungi; Ascomycota; Eurotiomycetes; Eurotiales; Aspergillaceae. The transcript is spliced from 5 exons. Bases 1 to 1251 code for a protein of 416 amino acids. The record is from RefSeq and is a predicted model, not a curated record.
AUGGAUGUAUCUUCAGGCGUGAUCAAUGCCUUUGCCUCGAGCCUGAGCCCGGAACAGAUUGCCGAAGCGGAGAAGUCUAUCGACAGUGCCGGACGAAUUACACUGUAUCAGUUCAAGAUCGCAAUCGGCGUCCUUCUCGGCCUGGCAUUCCUAUCCUUCUCCGGACGCAUCUUCAUCCGCCUCUUCACCCGAAGACGACUCUACCUGGACGAUGGCUUUCUCAUCCUCGCCUUCGUCUGUUUGUGCGUGGUGACCGCCAUGCUCUACCUGCGGGUGCAGAUCGUCUACAUCCUGUUCGGGGUGCUCUCCGGGAACUCGGCCGCGUAUGCGCUCGCCAUCAAGCACUACGACAAACUAGUGGAGCAGUCCAAGUGGCAGCUCGGGUAUAUCACGCUGUUGUGGACGGUGGUCUUCUCCGUCAAAUGGUGCUACUUCGCGUUUUUCUACCCGCUGCUGCGCAACGUCUCGCGGAAGCUGAUCUGGUACUAUCGCUUCGCGAUCGUCUUCUCGGUCGCAUCCUGGAUCGCGAUCGUCGUGGGCGAAGAGCUCAUCGCAUGCCCGUAUCUCGGGGAGGAGGCAGGCAAGAAAUGCUUCCCCGAUCUUCCCGUGUCACGAACCUCACUACUCGCCGCCUUCUGGGCCUUCCCCUGCCUCGACGCUCUAAGCGAUUUAAUCAUCGUCACCAUCCCCAUCCUCCUCCUCCGCAACGUCCAGCUCCGCACGCUCACCAAACUCGGCAUCGGCUGCUUCGUCUGCCUCUCCGGCUUCAUGUUCGCCUGCUCCAUCAUCCGCGCCGCGGGGACCUACUACCGCAACGCCCUGGACUACCCGUGGCAGGUAUUCUGGCUGCACGCGGAGGCCUGCAUCGGGGUGACCAUGGCCUCCAUCACCGCCUACCGGUCGACCCUGAUCGGGUCGAACGAGGUCUCCGACCGCGUGCGCGGGUACCUCAGCCGCAUCAAGCGGACGUGGAAGCAGCGGAUGGAUGGCUCGGAGGUGGAGAGCCGGCCCCGGACUGCCCCGGUCUGUGACAAGAAUCGAUGGGGGUUUCCGCGCAUCCCGCGUGGGACGAUCACGGGGCUGCGGAGUGUGUUGGGUCGGAGUACCGCACACAGAGAUACGGCGGUGCUGACGGCGGGGUCACUGGGGGGCGAGGAGGAGGCGGAUUAUCAUGCUUACUUGAAGGGGGGAAGGGGUCUAUUGAGAAUGUACUAUGAUUUUGAGAUUGGAAAUUAUGUGUUACGCCAAUGA